Mytilus californianus (California mussel) is the source of this 1072-nucleotide messenger RNA. RefSeq names its product collagen alpha-1(XIV) chain-like. The transcript has 5 exons. Lineage: Eukaryota; Metazoa; Mollusca; Bivalvia; Mytilida; Mytilidae. The record is from RefSeq and is a predicted model, not a curated record. Bases 90 to 986 code for a protein of 298 amino acids.
UAUAUGACUGCAUAUGUACCUAUACAAUAAUAUGGGAGAACAAAUGAAAAAAAUGUAUUACAUCUCAGCACACAUAGUUAUGUAAAGACAUGUUAAAGCAGUUAUUAUUCAUAAAUCUAGUUUUGCAUCGGAUGAACUUAGGGAAUAGCCUACUUAAAGAUGUGGUGUAUGUAAUAGACAAGUCUGGAAGUGUGGCCGAAAGCAAUUUUAACGAGGCUAUAAAUUUCAUCUACAUGGUAACAGAAUAUUUGACAAUUGGUAACAAUGCAAUUAUGGUUUCUAUAGUAACAUAUAGUACUACUUACAGUUUGGAGUUUGCACUAGAUACAUACUCCACAAAUACAAGUGUGUUGACAGCAAUAAACGGAUUAAUAGGUACAACAACUGAUGGUAAUACCCACACAGGGGAAGCAUUACAGUAUGUUCAAACAUAUAUUUUACAAACUUCAAAUGGAGCAAGAACCGGAGUAGAUAAAGUAGUUGUUGUGUUAACAGAUGGGGCGUCCAAUGGUGCCAUCGACCCAGGGACAGCGGCAGAUAGCUUAAGAUCAGAUGGUGUUGAAGUUUUUGCAGUCGGUAUUGGAACAUCACAUCUAAAUGAACUUCAGGAUAUAGCAAAUGAUCCGGCAUCAUAUUAUGUGAUGUAUGUUUCUGACUUCAUAUAUUUGUGUGGUCUUAUACCAGCUUUAGUUCCAAAACUAGAUAGUUCUUUGACGGCAACCUUACUGGCAGAUUGUAAAACAGACCCGGUGACAACAACACCAUGGCCAACAGUUACCUCAACAACAGUUACGUCCGGUAUUUUGUCUGCAGACACAGGAUCGAAAACCAGUAUAAUUGUUGGAACAGUAUUGGCUUCUGUCGUAGUUAUUGCUGUUACUAUCGUAGUGACCAUAGUUGUACAUAAAGUACUGGUCAAUAGGAAAAGAGUACAUGUGCGGAUCACUUUUGUACCAGGAAUUGGAUUUACAACACAGGAAAUUUGACAACAAUAGAUAGGGAAAAAAUAUUUAAUGAAUAAAAUAAACAAUACAAAUAUGUUAAAUAAAGUUCAUAAAUGAUAUAAAAAUAA